AUUACCCCCGCCUCUGCCGCAGCCACCGGGCCGCCUCCACAGCACGGCCGCCAGGUUCCGCUCCCCUCCACCACCGCCAUGCCUCCCCUCCCGUUGCCGGCCCCCGACCCUCCCAUCGCCGACCACCACGAUGCCUCCUGGUCACAAGCGGGAACAGGCUCCGCCCAAGCAGCAGCUCUCUCUCCCUCUCUCGCUCGCCGGCCCGGCCCGGCCCCGCCGCCGCUGCGUGGCGCGCAGCGCUGUCCUGCAGCCGCCCCGCCCCUCCGCCCCGCCGCCGCGCCGCCAUCGUGGCCCUGCACCGGCCCCGCCUCGCUGGCGCGGCCUUGCCCCGCCGCCGCCCCUGCGCACCGGCCCGGCCUCGCCCCGCCACCGCUGCGUAGCGCGCAGCGCCGUUUCGCAGCCACCCCGCCCCUCCGCCCCGGAGCCGCGCCGCCACCGCGGCCCUGCCUCGGGCCCGCCCCGCCCCGGCUCUCCUUCCCCGUCCCCGCCCCGCCGCGCCCGCCGUCGACCUGCAAGAGCCGCCCCUACUGGAGGUCCUGCGCCGCCCACCAUCGCUGCUGGAGCCCGCGCGAAAAGGUCCCGCGUCGCCCACCGCCGUCUCCUGCGCCUGAUCUCAGGCGCCAUCCCCAGCCCCUCCUGCCACGUCAUCCCGCGAGGAGGUCCAGCGUCGCCAGGCCCAGGCUCUCGUACUGCCGUGCCACCGUCCGCGAGGAGAUUGGAAGGAGGAGGAGAGAGGAGGACAAGGAAAAGGAGGCCACGCCGCGCACGUCGUCAAGCCCAUAGGUGAUUGAAGAAAGAUGCCGGGCGGCGGACUUCAACGAUCGGUCGCCUCACUGUACAGAAGAAUGAUGCCACACUCGGAUGCUGGUGAGGGCUCAGAAUCUAUCGGCGUCAUCGAAUACACCAGACUUGUCGCUGGGCAUCUCACCGACGCUCCCAUAGCAGUUGUUCCCACCUCAGUUCGGCGGCCCACCACCGUUCGACGACCCACCGCAGCCAUGAACUUGUUUAUUUCAAUAUUUAUGGACUUGUGAACUUCUGGAUAUGUAUUUGUGAACUUCUGGCUAUGUUGUGAACUUGCAGGACUUUGCAUUGGACUUUUGGAUGUGUUUGAAGUUAUUUGUGGCUAGUUGUGAUAUAUAUAUUGUGAUAUAUAGUGCUUGUGAUGUUUGUUGUGAUAUA
Molecule: messenger RNA, 1182 nt
Organism: Panicum virgatum (switchgrass)
Lineage: Eukaryota; Viridiplantae; Streptophyta; Magnoliopsida; Poales; Poaceae
Product: serine/arginine repetitive matrix protein 1-like
Exons: 4
Coding region: 131-787 (218 amino acids)
Source: RefSeq, a predicted model, not a curated record